CCGCCCGCGUUCUCCCUCUCACUCCGCAGCAGCCGUUGCACUCAGCGCAUCGCAAUGCCCGAACCGGCGAAAUCCGCUCCCGCUCCUAAAAAAGGCUCAAAGAAAGCGGUGACCAAAACCCAAAAAAAGGGGGAUAAGAAGCGGCGGCGCAGCCGCAAAGAGAGUUAUUCCAUUUACGUCUACAAAGUGCUGAAACAGGUUCACCCCGACACCGGCAUUUCCUCCAAGGCUAUGGGCAUCAUGAAUUCCUUUGUCAACGACAUCUUCGAGCGCAUCGCAGGGGAAGCUUCGCGCUUGGCUCACUACAACAAACGCUCCACCAUCACCUCGCGGGAGAUCCAAACAGCGGUUCGGCUCCUUUUACCCGGCGAAUUAGCCAAGCACGCCGUCUCCGAGGGCACUAAAGCCGUCACUAAAUACACCAGCUCCAAAUAAACCCGCUCGGCUUCGCUUCAACCCAACGGCUCUUUUCAGAGCCACCUACUUUUUCAUUAAAAGAGUUGAGGUUACUGCCGAAAUCCCCUUUA
This is a messenger RNA of Cuculus canorus (common cuckoo), 527 nucleotides long. RefSeq names its product histone H2B 5. Gene Ontology annotation, cellular component: nucleosome. The transcript has a single exon. The coding region runs from base 55 to 435 and encodes 126 amino acids. The record is from RefSeq and is a predicted model, not a curated record. Gene Ontology annotation, molecular function: structural constituent of chromatin; protein heterodimerization activity; DNA binding. Lineage: Eukaryota; Metazoa; Chordata; Aves; Cuculiformes; Cuculidae.